CCCAGAUCAACAGCACCCUCUUCGAGAUCGUAGAUUUCGUGGUGAAAUCGGUGGAAAUAAAUAUUUUGGCCAUCGCGCGCACUUGCGAAACGCGGUGAGUCAGCGCUAGCGGUUGCAGGAACUCUUAAGUAUGCUAGUUUGUUGUUGUUCAUCCUGCCACGGAUGAAGUAGAAGAUAUUUAUCCACAAGAACUGGGAGAAUGAAGAUCUUCUUGAGCACCUCCUCCUCCGCAUCAGCACAGCAUGCAUUUUCCACUUCAAGCAGAUCACCAGCACUGUGCUCCAGAACAUGCGGCUCGAGUGUCUACUUAUUAGGGCGUGAGACUUUUACUUCACGUUCACCCUCUAGUACAAGAAGAACUCGUACUUUCGGGACAACAAGCACCAGCACAUUACGAAGCGGCGGCAAUCGGAUCACGUUUCUUGACGCAGAAGCAUUUUCUCUGACGAGGAGCACCACAUCAAGAUGGACAACAUCUUCAGAGACUAGUACCCAGCGGCUUUCCACGACUGUGCUUGCGCUCAACCCAGCACACAUCCUGCUCGAAACUUGCCCGGUCCGGUGGAAGAAUUUGCAGAACGCGAACAGCUAUGCAUUGCAAAUAUGUCUGGGUCUGGAAGAGUACAUGUUUGUCGUGCGUGUCUGGCAUGACUCUUAAAUCUGUCAUGCACGUUACCCAAGAGCCCCAUUUUGCUGUCAUGCAGAAACGCAGCUUGUCAUGCAGAAGAGGCAACACCUAGAAGCUCAAAAGCUUGCCAUGCUGAGCCAGUACUUGUGGCCCCUUCAUGAUACGCCACCCAGCAUCACAAGUUUCCAGACCCAGACAUUUUUACAGUCCAUAACAGCGAAAAAUACCAAGCUCAGUUGGACGCGAUAAACACGCUGCACGGCGGGCUUCUGUCUCGAGAUCUGCUGUAUGCAUUGCAAAAGUAUCGUACUAGUAGAAAUAGCAUUACAGAUUUUUCCAGAAGGAGAAAUGAAAUUUGUAAUGCUGAUUUCGCUAAAAAAACAAGAUUUGUCAUGCAUGAUUGCAAUUAGUACGAGUACGAUACUUUUGCAGAGCAUAUGCUGGAAUUGAAGAAUAGCAUGACAAAAAAUAUUACAAACGAUACUAAGGGCGAGGACACGAUGAACUCUGGUGCUACUUCCACUACGAGUAGCACCACGACCACCUUCCAUCCCUGCGACCAGCUGUACCGGCAAACGCAGAACGACGUGGCGAAACUGCUGUUCCUAAAGCCCUGGUUGCUUUUUCAGUACGCGAAAUACGCAAAACAGCGGCUGGCGGAUGUGAGUCGGCGAACGAGAUUGCUGGAGGAGCAAAGGAGCUGCACACGACAUGCGGAUGCUGGAGAUGGUUCUGGUGGCAUGGCUACUGGAGGUGCAAAUAGUGGUGAUGUAGGGGUACUAGGCGAAGUAAAUACCGCGGCAGCUGCCUCUGUGAAUAAAGAUGCUACAACUAGUACAACUGCCGGUGCCGACACGAAACUCCCUCUUCCCCUCGCCAUGGUGCCGACCUUGAUCGAAAAACGGGCGGAACAUUUUGCGAAACAGAUAGAGCGAGUGGCGGAGGAGAAGCAAGCGGACGAGAAACGCAAUCUCGUCGUCGUCUGCGCUACCCGGGAAUUUCGCCAGGCGGUGGAGAAAGUGCUGGAAAAGAAAGCAGCGAUAGCGAAAAAUGCGCAAUCGAUCGAAGAAGCUGGGUCUGGGAACCAAACUCCGUGUGACGAGCUAGACGAGCUCGAGAAUAAUCGUGGGGAUCGAGGCAGGACGAGCAGCUUCUCAUUGCCUUUGUUUACAAAGAUGCCCACUGCGUCAUCUUGUGCAACAUCGUCGCCACCACCAAGUACAACCGCUGGCCCGCUCUGGCCCUUCUUCUUUUCCUUCUUUUACCUGGUCCUACCCAUUUCCAUCACCUUCAUCUGCGUUUUGUCGUUUGUGAAAGGCUAUGGAUUGUAAAAGUGUCUGGGUCUGGAAGAUUGCAAGACUUGUCAUGGACAUUUUGCAUGGCCUGUGAUGUCUGCGAUGUAUGCCCCAGCAUCACAAUUUUUUUGCGGGUAUCUUGAUGCCUAUCCCGCAUGACAAAUGCCCUCUCCAACGCGGGGCAAAAACUGGACGCCUCUUGCUGCUCAUGCAAUACAGAUUUUUGUAGAUUCCAAAAAUAGCAUCACAAGUUGCAUUUUUCCAGACCCAGACAUCUUUGCAAUUCAUAAAGGCUGCAUUUUAGGUUUGAUCGCACUAGCGCAGAACUUCCUGCUGAAGGGAAAGGAGAUUGUGUUUGGUGUGUAAGUCGAAAUUAAUAGUAGAUGAACUUCGAGAUGAAGAUGAUCUGCAUGCCUUGAUGUUUCCUCAUUGCUCACAGUGUAUCAGGCAUAAUUUGCGCGACCACUACCAGUUCUUAUGCUUGUUUUUUUCUGGCACCACUUUGUCUCUGAUUUAUGAAGAGAAAUAGGAAGACGAGCACGAGCC
Messenger RNA from Amoebophrya sp. A120, 2469 nucleotides. Lineage: Eukaryota; Dinophyceae; Syndiniales; Amoebophryaceae. The record is from the annotation of a GenBank genome assembly.